Messenger RNA from Penicillium salamii, 891 nucleotides. The record is from the annotation of a GenBank genome assembly. Lineage: Eukaryota; Fungi; Ascomycota; Eurotiomycetes; Eurotiales; Aspergillaceae.
AUGGGAAGUCAGAAUACACUCCAGGUUCCCCAUUUGGGAGGAAUAACGGUGGGAUACCAGAUGCCACGGCCCUAUGACCCCUCCAAGCCAACCCUUCUGAUGAUCAAUGCGUUUACUAUGACCUCGGAGCUUUAUCGACCCCAAUUUGAGGACCUGGAGCUCAGCGGAGCGAUGAACCUGUUGGCAGUCGAGCUGCUGGGCCACGGUCGGACCAAAACGACACGUAGCCACUGGACAUACUGGGACACUGCCGAGAUGAAUCUGCAAGUUUUGGAUGCUCUAGGAAUUGAAAGGGCAUUCGUGUUAGGCACAAGCCAGGGAGGGUGGGUGACGGUGCAAAUGGCAUUAAUGCGACCGGAUAAGAUCGAUGGUAUCAUCCCGAUGGGCACAUCCAUGGAUUCUGAAUCCGAGCGAAGCCGUCAAAUGCAGUGUUGGGAUGGACCGGCCAUCGUGAAGAGCUUUUUACUCCAGUGGGCCACCACUCAGCCGACGUUGAACUUCGACCCCGGGGAUGACUAUUGCGAUGCCGUCAUCGGCAUUGGAUUCAAUGAGUGUUCGUCGGAGGUGAGGGAAUUUUGGCGCCGGAUUAUUAAAACCACUUACCAGGGCGAAGAAGGCAGACAACGCAUUUGCAUGGCAGCAAUCAAUCUGGCCGCACGAGACGGCCUGCGCCUUCGAUUGCCGGACGUAGUCUGCCCAGUCCGAUGGUUGCAUGGAACGCAGGAUGCAGUGUUUUCAGUACGAAAUGCCGCAGAGGAAAUCCAGAUGUUUACAGGAUCGCCUGAUGCUCAAUUGAAGACGAUAGAGAACGGCGCGCAUUUCCUGAGUGCCUCGCACCCUGAAGAGGUUAACUCCGCUGUACUGAAAUUUGUUGUCAGUUGCAGACGCUAA